Messenger RNA from Plasmopara halstedii, 1551 nucleotides. RefSeq lists its product as hypothetical. NCBI's taxonomy places the organism in Eukaryota, Oomycota, Peronosporomycetes, Peronosporales, Peronosporaceae. Bases 1 to 1551 code for a protein of 516 amino acids. The record is from RefSeq and is a predicted model, not a curated record. The transcript has a single exon.
AUGCAAUUUCUCCAAACAUCCUCAAACACUGUAGCCAUGAAUUGUUUUUCGUCUGAAAACACUGAUAAGCGCCGCUUCCCUUUGCGCGCAGUCGAGCGCUUUUGCGUCUCUGAGCCCAACGUCUCGGUUAAAUGUUGUCACGCUAUUUCCAUCAGUGGCGAUAUGAAUCAGUUGCUGCAAUUUCUUCCGACGGCAGUCAUGCGUACAUUUAAUCGUCACCCGCGACUACGCGCGCUGAUCGUUGACGACCAGAAAUUUAUUGCUGAAGUACAACCUCAAAUUACACUGCGCGAUGUUGAAACCAAGAAGUUAUUUCGCGUUCGUGAGAUAUCCGACUCAAAUGUUGACAUUGCUGACUGGAAGAACUGGAACCAUUUCGUACAAUCGGAAACUGCCAUUCCAUUUGACCGAUUUACCAACUUCAUGUUUUAUCUCACUGUGUGGGUGAACUGGAAGGAAAGCAAAGCUCGUUUCUUCCUUUUCUCGGAUCACAUCAUGUCAGACGGUGAUUCAGGCCAAGUUUUUGUUAACGAUUGUCUUGAAGAUGUAGCAUUAUUGUCGAUUGAGGCAAUUAAGCCUGUAGUCGAGCUUCCAUUACGUCCGUCACUCUACGAAAUGUGGAUGAUGGGGGGUCCGUGGUGGCUGAAACCUUUGGCUAAGACCAUGUUGACGCUUGUGGGCGGCUCGUCUUUUGUAAACUUCAUGAAAGGUUUCAAGCCCCUAUUGACCCCACGUGAUGAUCAAAAUGACUUUUGUCUUCCUUUUAAGGAGAAUACCACGGUACUUUUGAGCCAAGCUGGAACCCCCACCAAUAUGCGUGAUACAUUGCGUAAGUGCAAGGAAGAAAAUGUUACGAUGGGUGGUGCACUGAUCCCGGCGAUUGUGCUCGCUUACUACCACGCUAGCAAAGUUGACUGUGAACUCAAUGGAGUAGAAAAAACGGAUAGUAUUUUUCGGCUUGUUGCUGAUGUAUGCUAUAAUAUGCGACAGAGAAUAUCGCAGCCCGUGUCAGAAAGGCAAGUUGGAUUAUACGUGACCAAUUCUCCUCUGCAAUGGCUCAUCACAGAAGGUGUGAAUUUAAAAACGGUGAAGUUCUGGGAUUUGGCUCGUACUUCCAAAGCGGAAAUGACGAAUCAAUGUACUAAAUUGCUUGAGAUGUCAAUGCCGUGCUUUCUUUUGGAUCGGAAGCUUAUCAAACCCAAAGUUGGAAAACUUUUGGGUGACUUUAAAAUCCCUAGCUCUUGUACUGGAGACGCGACUAUCUCAAACCUUGGAGGGUACCUUUACAAGCACAAGCAUAUUUUAGCUUGCAAUGGUGUACUCGAAGUGGAAGACAUGUUUGCCUUUUGUGCAAUUCCAUAUGUGGCUACCUCGACAACAAUUUGGCUCACGUCUGUGAAUGCUUUUAACUACUCGUUGGCUCAUAAAGUUGAUAAACGAGUUGGUAAUGCAUUGUUUCAUGCCUAUGUCAACAUUUGUGAGGCUCUUAGUAACAUUGAAAAGGAUGCUACGAUGGAGGACGUGCUUAAGCUUUUCGGUCUUAAUCUCUAG